ACGCCGCCUGAGGGCGGGGGGUACGAAAGGGAACCUGCUGGUGGCGGCUCUGGAGGUUCCUCACUCAGGUGUCUUGCUACAUGUAUUUGCAGUAUGAAUGAGAACCUAGCAGUACACCAUGUUAAAUUCCUCCUUCCUGAAUAAAAAGCGUUUAUGGAAGAUCCAGUACUUCAGUAUGAACCUCUGAAAAAUUUGCAACCACACAGUCUGCCAUAUCCAGAAACCUGCCCCUCUGCAGCUGGAGUGAAAAUUCUGAGUGUCUCAAAUUUGUACCUUUAAACAAGACAUUUCUCAUUCCUGGGCAUGGCAAUGUCAUAUAUCCUUCUCCUAACUAGACUCAUAGCUGAAGUUACAAGCAAAUCCACUGAAAGUUUGGUUUCACAGCCAGAAUGCUGUAUGGAUGUAUUGGAUGCUAACAGCACCUGUCCAGUCACUAACCAGUGCAGUCCAGGUUGUUACAGAGAGUGGAAUGAGGAUGGGAGUAGCAGUUGCAUUAAAUGCAAGAAUGAAACCACUUCUGUUGCAUCAAUUUACAAUCUGACCGAUUGUAGAAAUACUGAUACCAGAGGAAUGAAUUUUCAAAUGAAUAUAAGUUCCGUAACCCCCUUUCUACAGAAUAUAGGGGGCUCAGAAGUGGCAGCCUCUCUCAUUUUAGGGACAUUCUUCAUCAGUUUAUUCCUGAUACUGUCUGUGGCUUCAUUCUUCUACCUCAAACGUGCCAAUAAACUUCCAAAUAUGUUCUACAGAAGAAAUAAAGCAUCAGUUCUGCAGCCCAGUGAAACAGCAUCAAUGAUACCUCCCCCUACUUCUUCAGUUCGAAAGCCACGCUACGUCAGACGAGAGCGAUCGUUAGUGAUGUCUGCAUCCGCUGCUAUGAUCCCUUCUGCAGAAACCAGGGUCAGCAAUGUUUAGCCUUCAAAACUUACCUGAGGACUUAGUAAAUAUGCACAGAGUUGGCGAAACUUUCCGUAGCCACUGGAAUGCCAGGAAAAUGUCAGGAGCAGCUGACCUAAAAACAAGCCGAGCCACUGUGUCAAAUGGGUUUGUGCCAAACGUGGACAGAGGAGUUGAACUAAUGCAAACAUGAUGACUAUAGGAUAUAUCCAGUUCUGUGAACUGCUUUGAUGGGCUUGAAAAGCCCUUUUCCAGCUCUGUGAUUUCAUUUGUCUCCUAACAGAAGCUAUGUUCAAAUCUGCAAAGAAUCUGCCUUUUUUGGAACACUUUCAGCUUUGGCAAGAUCCUUUUUCCUUCAUUGUGGUCAGCUGUCUGGCUGUGGAGCAGAAGCCCUCAGUGAAGCACGCCAACACAGAGUUUUGGAGGUGGGCUUGUUUAAAGGACACGUUUGUAAAUGUUAACUCUAAGUGCCAUGGCUUUAAUGCUGCAGGAAAAUACAAAUGUAUUUUACAUGAAGUAUCUCAAUGCAAAAAUUGAUGCCUUCAGAAGCAUCUUCUUCAGCUUCUUAGUCAUAGAGGACCAUGGUUUUUAACUGUAGGUUUAGACCCACCUGUCUCCAGAUAUUGUCAUCCUAAAUGCUGCUGAAGUCUGUGGUCAGUAUAGGUCUGAUCCAAAGCCCAUGAAGUUGAUGGAAGUUUCUCCAGUGAAUUUCAUGGACUUUUAGAUCAGGCCCUACAUGAGGAUCCAUUUGCUGUGGCUUUGUAGUUAAGCUGCUAUUUCUGCCCCACUGAGACACCCAGCCUUCCCUCAUUCCAGCGUUUCAUGAGGGUGGCUGUUGCGGUCUAAAGGAAGGCACACUCUCUAAGCUAGGUUGAGCCACCGUGAGCACUUACACACAUUGAUUUCAACUGGAGUUGUCAUGGGAAUUCUCACCAACACAAGUAAGGAUUUCCCCAAUCUAAUCCUCCAUGCACAUAAGGUCUACAGACCAGCACCUUAGCCUUUGAGUUCCCCCACACACCACCUGCCUUUGUUUAAACCUUACUACCACAAUGGGUUCUUUAGAGGAAAUGACUCAUGGUGGAUUUUUGUCACCAGCCAGUGGUAGCCAUCAUGAUUUCAAGAACACAACAAUUGAUUCUUAUCUUUAAAAAUGCUAAAGUAGCUGUCUCUGGCCAAUGUGACACCACUGUGGAGAGUGUAAACCUCAUGAUUCAGAUACCCUUUCUGCCUCUGGCCAGAGGCUCGUUCGAAGCUAUAGAGUAAGGUUUGGGAUGGGGGCAGGGAGGAGCUACUAGUCUUUUUUAUUGGGUAUCUAUUUUAUGCACAUUUUAAUGCAGUGUAAACUGUUUGCAUUUCUUUCCUGAGAAUGGAGAAUGUUGCAGCUUUCCUCCAGUGAGGUCAAAGACAGUGGGGCUAAAGAGGAAACUAUGAAGGAGCAGGGCCUGCUAGCCACACACAUUGAAUCACUAUAUGUAAAACUUUGACACCCCUGUUUGAUUAAAUCCAACCUAGUUUUAAUUGCUGUUUUUUCUGUCUGCUAAAACUUAACAGCCACAGUAAGUCAGGCCGUUUGAGAGGGGAAGCUUCCAUUUUUGAGUACUGAAUGUGUAUAGUUUGUCUAUUCCCAAACCAGGAGGUAGCAGUUUUGCCAGAGUUACUUUUUAGGUCUGUUCUCUAUGUAUCAAUAGGAUUUACCUCUGAUACAAAUGACAUUUUGAGGUGGUAGGAAGACAGGGGCUAUGAACUGACCAAGUGUCAGAAACAACUUAACUUUAUAGGAGAAAGAAGUAACUAUGCAAUGAUACAAUGCAAAGAUAUUACAUCUUUAAUGGGAGGGAGUUUCUGCUUAUGAAUCUGUCAAUGAAACUGCAUCCGUGCAUGGCAUAGUUGCUCAUCAAUUCUUUCCAUACAUAAAUCAUUGAUGGGUCAUUCUCUCCAUUGCUGUGUGGGGACUGUCACUGGCCCAUGUCACUGCUGUAUGUCUGUAUCUGUCCCUCAAGUACAUCACUGUAACAGUUUAGUGCCAAGUAUCGGAUGCUUCGUCCCCUCCCCCCACCCCCAAGACAGAGUUCAGGUUUCUCAGUGCUAAUGUCGCUUUCUGUCAAACUUUUCAAACACAGCAAACUUUAUUCCCAUGGGCUUUGUAGUUUGCUCAGAUCACAUUAAUGCUGUCUGACCCAACUGGAUCCCUGGACAGAACCUACUUAGGGUUUUUUUUGCACUGUCACGUUAAAUGCAUACUGUGGAGUUGUUGUUUUCUCCCCCAUACAGCUAGCUUUAUUGAACACUUGAUGAGUGAGUCUUGAGCUAUAAAUGGUUAAUUCAAGGACAAGAUUGAUAUUUAAUGUACCGGGGAAUUUUUAAAUUGUGCCAAAAUAAACACCUUUCAGCUUUUUUUAACUAUU
Malaclemys terrapin pileata is the source of this 3302-nucleotide messenger RNA. It is a transcript of the gene C19H1orf159, whose product is annotated as chromosome 19 C1orf159 homolog. NCBI's taxonomy places the organism in Eukaryota, Metazoa, Chordata, Testudines, Emydidae. Bases 304 to 912 code for a protein of 202 amino acids. The record is from RefSeq and is a predicted model, not a curated record. The transcript has 11 exons.